AUGGGUGGUCGAUUGCUGCUCCUGUUGCUCGCCGCCCUGGCCUGCCUCAGCUGCGUAGGUGCGACUGGCGACGGCACCCGCACAGCUGUGCGUCUCGUAACCAUCCACCCGCACAACGUCAGCGCCUUCACAGAGGGACUCGUCUUCGACGACGGCGCACUCAUCGAGUCCACGGGACUCAACGGCGCGUCCUUCAUCCGCAAGUACAGACUGUCGGACCUCAAUCCCGAGUUCUUCCGGGCGGGGACCACGCAGAGCGUGCCGUACUUGCAGGAGUUCCGCUUCGACGAUGCCAUCUUCGGCGAGGGCGUGACUGUGCUGGGCGACAAGCUGUUCGCGCUGACCUACAAGGCUGAGCAGGUGCUGGUGCUGUCUCGACGCGACUUCCAGCUGAUCGGUCAGUUCCCCCUCUCAACUUCCACCAAGGAGGGCUGGGGACUCACCACGGAUGGUGAGUUCCUCAUCGCCAGUGACGGUUCCGCCAAGGUGCUCUUCUUCGACCCGCACAAUGACUUCAAGCUGCACCACAGCAUCACCGUUCGCAAAGACGGCGUGCCGGUCACAAAUGUGAACGAACUCGAGUUCGUAGAGGGAGAACUGCUCGCCAAUGUGUGGUUUGAGGACCACAUUCUGCGUAUUGACAUCGAGACAGGAGACGUGCUGGAGCAGAUCGACCUGGACUGGAUCCCCAACAUGGUGGCCAACAUUCAUACCAAGGCCAUGAAGAGGUCACCCAUAAUUAAGGAUGCAGUGAUGAAUGGGAUUGCCUACGACCCGGUGAGCCGUCACGUGUUUGUGACCGGCAAGCUCUGGGACUCCAUGUUUGAGCUCGAGCUCUCGUACCUGAAAUCCCGCGAACGAUCAUUUGCCCCUUGA
Messenger RNA from Phytophthora sojae, 876 nucleotides. RefSeq lists its product as hypothetical. The record is from RefSeq and is a predicted model, not a curated record. NCBI's taxonomy places the organism in Eukaryota, Oomycota, Peronosporomycetes, Peronosporales, Peronosporaceae. The transcript has a single exon. Gene Ontology annotation, molecular function: glutaminyl-peptide cyclotransferase activity. The coding region runs from base 1 to 876 and encodes 291 amino acids.